Pogona vitticeps (central bearded dragon) is the source of this 5363-nucleotide messenger RNA. It is a transcript of the gene CALD1, whose product is annotated as caldesmon 1. Gene Ontology annotation, molecular function: calmodulin binding; actin binding; myosin binding. Gene Ontology annotation, cellular component: actin cytoskeleton. The record is from RefSeq and is a predicted model, not a curated record. NCBI's taxonomy places the organism in Eukaryota, Metazoa, Chordata, Lepidosauria, Squamata, Agamidae. Gene Ontology annotation, biological process: actin filament bundle assembly; muscle contraction; angiogenesis.
GUAUUCACUUAGCGUUGGCUUCGGGGAGGAGCUAAGCAGUGAGUGUAGUUCUAUGGAGGAGGCUUGUGAGCCUUAGAAGCCCGGGAGCUUCUUUUGCUGUGCGCCCUGCCGGUGCUUCUUUACCUAUCGCUGUCUGAAAACUGUUUCCGCUGCGGAAGUGUUGGUCUACACAGAGUGCAGUGUCGUUGCUCAGAAUUAAUCUUAGCCUCCUCUCCCUGUCCUUGGCAGGUGAUUUACAGGCUUUGAAGGUGUCCAUCUGUUCUGACUUGGGAGGGUUUAUCCAGUCUUGAAAAUACACCAUGGACGACUUUGAACGUCGCAGAGAACUCAGAAGGCAGAAACGAGAGGAGAUGCGCCUAGAAGCAGAAAGAUUAGCUUAUCAACGGAAUGAUGAUGAUGAGGAAGAAGCUGCCAGAGAACGCCGCAGGCGAGCCAGGCAGGAAAGACUGCGGCACAAAGAAGAUGAUGACAUAGAUAAGCCUGAAGUCAAUGCAGAAAACAACAUUGGAGAAGAAGAGACUAAGAGUACUACAACAACAGUUACCACAGUUAGGACCACUCAAGGCGACGGAGAUGACGAUGCCUUGUUCUUGGAGAGGAUGGCCAGGAGAGAAGAAAGGCGCCAGAAACGUCUUCAAGAAGCCCUGGAGCGCCAAAAAGAAUUUGACCCGACAAUUACCAAUGAGAGUUUGUCGUUUACCAGCAGCAAAGUGGUGAAUAAUAUUGAAGAAAAUGAGACCCCGGAAAAGGAGGAGAAGAUGGAAACCCACAGAAGACACUAUGAGGUGGAGGAAACUGAAACCAUCACCAAAUCAUACCAGAGGAAUAACUUGAGGCAAGAUGAGGAAGAUGAGAAGAAAGAUGAAGACGACAAAGAGGAGAUGCAAGACAGCCAGCCAAAGAAGAGAACUGUAGAGGAUAACCAGGUAGAGGUAAUAUUAGAAAAGAAAACCGUAGACAAUGAGGAGGAAGCAGUAGUAUCAGAAGUAAAAGAUCUUGAGGUGAAUGCAGAUGAGCAAAAAGUAGAGAACGAUACAAGUGCCCUGGAGGCCAUAAGCAUCACAGUAGCCUUAGAUCAAAAAGAAAAUGAGGAUGAUCAGGGUGAAGCAGAAAAGAACAAAAGAGAAGAGCAGGAGAGACUAGAGAGAGAGGAAGAGGAGAGAGCUAAAGCAGAGGAGGAGAGGGAGAGGCUUGAAGCCGAGCAGAGGGCCGCUGAGGAAAAAGAGAGGCUAGAAGCAGAAGAAAGGGAACGAAUUAAAGCAGAAGAAGAACGGAAAGCUGAAGAAGAGAGAAAAAGAAUUGAGGCAGAGCAAAAGAGGGCAGAAGAGGAGAAGGAGAGGCUUGAAGCAGAGAAAAAGGCAGCUGAGGAAAAAGCCAGGCUAGAAGCAGAAGAAAGGGAACGGAUUAAAGCUGAAGAAGAACGGAGAGCUGAGGAGGAAAGAAAGAGAAUAGAGGCAGAGGAGAAGAAAGCUGCUGAGGAGAAAGAGAGGCGGGAGGCCAAGGAGAGGGAAAGGAUUAAGGCAGCUGAGGAAAGGGAAAGGGCAAAGGAGAAGAGGGAGGCUGAAGAACGGGAGAGGGCUAAGAAAGCAGCUGAAGAAAAAGCUAAACUGGAAGAGGAAAGGUUAAAGGCAAAGCAAAAGCUGGAUGAGAAAAAGGUAGAUCAGUUGAAAGGGAAAAAAGGAGAAGAGAAGAAAAUAGAAGACAAGCAGGUAAAAGAGAAGAAAGUACAAGAAGAAAAAUCCCCAGCAGCUUCCCUAAGAAAACAGGGGGAAGAGAAAGAGGUUAAAGUGGAAGCUAAAAAGGACAAGCUACAAGAUGAGAAACUUCGGCCUGGCUUCCGGAAAGAGGAGCAGAUAAAAGACAGUAAGGUCAACAAGGACAGAGCCCCCAAGGAAGAGGCUAGACCUGCUUGGGAUCGUAAGAAGGGAAUUCCUGACUCAAAGCCACAGAAUGGAGAGCGCUUUCCAGAACUCCCCGCUCACAAACUUAAGCAUACGGAGAAUGCUUUUAGCCGCCCAGGCUUCAAAACUACCCCAGAAUCUGAAGAAGCCAAGUCUCACGUAGAGGCAGGGAAACGGGUAGAGGAGCUGCGCCGUCGUCGAGGAGAAAAUGAAAGCGAAGAAUUUGAGAAGAUGAAGCAGAAGCAACAGGAGGCAGCUGUGGAACUGGAGGAGCUGAAGAAGAAGCGGGAGGAGCGCCGGAAGAUUCUGGAAGAAGAAGAGCAGAGGAGGAAGAAAGAAGAGGCAGAAAGAAAAGCUCGGGAGGAGGAAGAGAAGAGGCGGUUGAAGGAAGAAAUUGAGAGGAGAAGGGCAGAAGCUGCUGAGAAACGCCAGAAGAUGCCAGAGGAAGCCCAAACUGAAGAUAAGAAGCCAUUUAAAUGUUUCACCCCUAAGGGUUCCUCCCUCAAGAUAGAAGAACGUGCAGAGUUCUUGAAUAAAUCUGCCCAGAAGAGUGGUAUGAAACCCACUCACACGACUCCAGUUGUCUCCAAGAUAGAUAGCAGGUUGGAGCAAUACACCAGUGCAAUCGAGGGCACUAAAGCCGCAAAGGCCCCCAAACCAGCUGCCUCCGACCUCCCAGUUCCCGCUGAAGGGGUCCGUAACAUCAAGAGCAUGUGGGAGAAAGGCAAUGUCUUCUCAUCACCCUCUGGGACAGGAACAUCCAAUAAGGAAACGGCUGGACUGAAGGUCGGUGUCUCCAGUCGCAUCAACGAGUGGUUAACCAAGACCCCAGAAAACAGCAAGUCACCUGCUCCCAAACCAUCCGAUUUAAAACCUGGAGACGUAUCCGGAAAACGCAACCUCUGGGAGAAACAAUCAGUUGAGAAAGCCAGUUCUCCCACAAAGGUGACAGCAGGGAAAAAGGCAGAGACCAAUGCAGGUUUGAGACAAUUUGAAAAAGAACCCUAAGGAAGCUGUUCAUGAUGCUGGACCAACUUGCUUUUUUUUUUUUUUAAAUGGAAGUGCUAAAUCUGUCCCUUUCUUUUUAUAUAUAUUUAUGUUUGUUUACCAAAGGCCUUUUUGGGGGGGUUGGGUUCUUGCUGUUGCUUCAUUAUCCCAGUUUUUUUAAAAAAAACAUGUAUAUGAGCACUCUAUUUAAUAAUCAGACUUAAAACGUUCAUCGUAAUAGUAGUGCCUUACGCCUAAAAGGAAGCCAUGCUGUGAAAAACAGGAGACACUUCUACCGAUUCGUUUUAAAAAAAACUGUGGGUCCGAACAAGACGUAUGUGAAGCCGGAGAAGAGGAGCCGGAGGUCCCAUUGACUGGAAAAUUAAUGGGCCAGGUUGAUCCAAGUAGCCAGUGGGUGUUUUUCAAAGGGAGAGGUGCAGCUAAGCUCUGCCAUUACCAGCUUACUUAACACAGAAAGAUCGGUUACACUCUCCUAUUGGAACCUCCUAUGUAAAUCCACUGUGUGCAGAGGCCAUGGCACGCCAUUACUGUCAUCUCUGGUGGCAUGCCAUUUCCAUGCAUGAAUGCACGUGUUGCCCUCCUUGUUGACUGCAACCCCAGUUGCUUCAGGGAUAGAUAUCCUGAAUCCAGACUGAUCUCGGGUCCCUGCGUGAACAGAACGUUGAACUACGCUUUGGGCUUGGUCCAACCUGGCUCUUAGGCAUUUAGGAAUUUUAUUACUGAGUUGUCACAUGUAAUCAGGCGUUCAUGAGCAUUACCCUCUUGAUCCUUGAAGGCCGUGUACAUGGUGGAGAUGACUGGAUUCAGGUGUGCUUCUCCGCUCUUCAAAAAGGAACGUGGAAAAGAGGGGCAUAGGAAAUAGGAACUGUGGAUCCCUCCAUUCACUUCUAUGGAACAUCAGAUGCAACAGACCCCCAUUCUUUCUUUCUGCACUUUAGACUAAGGCAUGGAAGAAACUCCUUUAGUUGACCAUUUCCCUAUUGUUUAUCCAUGUCAAAUGUGCAUCAAGAUGAAACAGGUUUUGUAAUUUUUUUAAGUAAUCUUUUUUUUCUAUUUAGUUUAACUUAAUAACCUAAAUUUGGACGAUUGCAGUUGACAGUGGUACUAAUUAACUUCCCCCCCCCUCUCUUACUCUCUUUGGUUAGCUGCAAUUUUAGAAAAUAUACCUAUAGCUUUACAAAACUUAGCUCAAAGGCACUUCUAAUAGUAGGAGGCUUUGAAUACCUGCUAGAGUGCUAUAUUUAGUUAUAAAGUUACAUAACUAGCCAAUAUCACAACUCUUUUUUUUCCUAAACAAAACACACUUUUUAUAUUAAGGUUUCAUAAUUGCCAUAGAUGUAUUGGCAAGAAAAGUAUUAGAAUUUUUUUUAAAAGAAAUCAGAGGCCUGUGAAUGGGCCUGUGGAUUAAAAUUAUAGUUUUAAAGAGGGAUGGAAAAAAGGGUAUUAAGCGUCAGGCAUAGGUCACAUGUAUAAAUCAAUGUAGCUAAUUUAUAUAAAACUACCAUAAUUAACACACACAAGAUGCACGCACACUCAGUUGGUGAGACUUCUUUUCUACUUUACUGCACACUGAUAUUUGCCCUUUUAUCAAGUUUAUAUGCAUUGCACACUGUUUUAAAUACGUGGACAUAAUCCAUCCACUUGUGGGUGCAGCCACAUACAUAGGUGAGGAUCAGCAGCCGUCUGGAUUGCUAUUCCUCAUCUAUAGGGGAAGCCAAGAGAUUCCUCCUCUAUAUAACAUCUAGCUGCUUCUUUCCUGCUCAGGACUCCUGCUAAGGCACUCUAGCAUGCCUGUGAAGCCAAGGGCAUGCCAGUGUAUAGGAAGGGCAGAAGGAAGGCCCCAGUCAAUCUUGUGCUGAUUUGUUCCCCAUAAGCACAGGUGCAUUGGGAGAUGAUGGUGAUGUGGAGAGGCCAGGGGUUGAUGUCCCCAAGUUUUCCGCCCAGAAGUUCUUCCUUACAGCCAUAUUAUUCAACUUGUAUAUAGCAACCACAAGUGAUGUUUGUUUUUUAAGAUAAGAAUUUACAUACCACAUUAUGUUCAGCAUUUACACCGUACAGUACAUUCGUGGAGUAACAUGGGUAGCACAGUUUAGUUAUAGUUAAAAUUUUAUAGCCAAACCUCAGAUGCAGUUAUAGUUUGAGAACUGUUACUCUCUUGUUACCGCUUUCAUUUUUGUUGCAUCUAUCUAUAUGUAUUUUAAAGAGAUAAGAUGAUGUGGCACUAUCCAGAAGCCAAUUCCUCUGCUUCCCUAAACUGUCUUGUUUACAUAUUGACAUUCACUUGGGCUUUUGGAAUGGAGUGAAAUCAUGCAGCGAGUGACUUUGGGUUUGUCUCUUCUCGUUGCUUGGUUGUUAUUUUUAAGACACUUUUUGGAUUCUUUACAUCUGAGUAUCUGCAAUAAAACCUAUGUUGAAUUUGCAAGUCACAAUAAAUGGGAGUAUGUCUACCAGAAA